AUGUCCCUGAAAUUGCAGGAAGAAGUUGCCUUUGAUUAUACUGCAUGGGGGACCGGGAUUGCCUUCGCGAUCGGCUGUGGAAAGUCCUACCUUGCGAGUGGAGACACAGCCCCGCCGGCAGAGGACUAUUCAUUGGACCUAUUUCUAAAUGAGCUGAGGGCUGUGAAGAGCGCUCUGGGCCUGGAGCGGUGCCAUGUCUUGGGCCAUGGCUGGGGCGGAAUGCUGGCACUGACCGCCCUCAGCAGGGCUACCGAAGAGGAGAAACAGGCCGUGGCAUCUCUGUCGCUAGCGUCUGUGCCACCCUCUUACAAGCAGCUUAUUCAGGACAGGCAAAAACGGGCUCGUGAGCUUCCAGGGAAGCUGCGCGAUGCACUGGUGGGGGAUGCACCAGCGGACUUGAAGGCCACAGCGCUGAAUGAGUACCGUCGCCGAUUCAUCACCAGCAGGCCAGACGCCGGCUGCUUGAAUGUGGCGAGCGCUGGACAGUCUGUAGUUGUGCAUACAGCCAUGAUCGGCCCUGACCAAUAUCAGGUGGGCGGCCUGUUGAAGGACUGGGCAGCGGCUGACUUGCUGUCAUCGGUGCAUUUGCCGCCAACCAUGGUCCUGCGAGGGGAGGAUGAGGAGUUGUACAGCAGUUCUGUGGACAGCCUAGUGCAAAGUCUCCCCUCCAUUGUGACCGUGAAGAGCUUUGCGGGCGCUGGUAGCUAUGCACACAUUGAUGCAUGGGAGCCGUACUUGGAGAGCCUGAAUACCUUCAUGAGCGAUCAUGACUGA
This is a messenger RNA of Coccomyxa subellipsoidea C-169, 774 nucleotides long. Its product is annotated as alpha/beta-hydrolase. The record is from RefSeq and is a predicted model, not a curated record. NCBI's taxonomy places the organism in Eukaryota, Viridiplantae, Chlorophyta, Trebouxiophyceae, Coccomyxaceae. The coding region runs from base 1 to 774 and encodes 257 amino acids. The transcript is spliced from 5 exons.